UGAAUGAGAUCGCUAGUUUUCCUUGAAGCCUUUAGUGGACUCAAACAACAUGGUGCAGUUAAAUCUGUCGUGCAUUUCAAGUAAGCUCUCCGAAGAUAUCAUACAACAUGCCUUCAAAAUUAAAACGAAUAGUGAAGAUAGCGUGAAUUAUAUAAAAGUGACCAGAGCUGCUCCGGCUGGCGAGGGCCUCAUCGCUGCUGUCUAUCGCAUCGCGUGCCUAGGACAAUACCAUAAGACCUCCUUUAUUGCAAAAGGUUUAGUCCAAGAUAAACUGCUUAGAAAGUCCAUUUUAUGCUCAAAAAUCUUCUUCCAAAGAGAGGCAUACUUCUAUACCAACAUACUCCCGGCAUUAACAGCAGUACAGAAGGCAUUGGGAGCAAAAGAAAGUUUGCAAAAUAAUAUUCCUAUUUGCUAUGGAAGUUACACAGAUGGUGCAAAUGACUACAUUCUCUUGGAAGAUCUGGCUGAAAACGGUUGUAAAUCCUUGACAAACGAGCCGACUGAACAGGAGCGAGAUACUACCUUAAAGGCUCUGGCUCAUCUCCACGCUGUGUCAAUGGCUUUGAGGGUUACGAAGCCUGAAAUAUUUAACUCAAUUGCUACACAAUUGCCUGAAGCAUAUUACAAUGAUAUAAACAGAGAUUGGUAUGCAGCAUAUCUCAAAAAUGCUAUUGCGAUUGACUUUGACGUGCUCGCUGAAUUUGAAGAUCCAAAGACCAGCGUCUAUUACAAGAGAUUUGAAAAUUUAAUUUCCAAUGGUGUAUAUAAACAACUAAUAGAACUGACGUCACAUCGCGAUGAACUUGCUGUAUUCAAUCACGGCGACGCCUGGACUCCCAAUUUCCUCUGUUCCGAAGAACUAACCGUCGCAAUAGAUUUUCAAGCACUCAGAUGCUCGUCUGUAGCAUUAGAUUUAUCUUAUUUUAUAGUCCUAUGCGGUAAUUUGGUACAAACUAAGCAAGAUUUUCAGAAGGCAGUAAAAAUAUAUUAUGACUUUUUGAAAUACUAUUUGCGCGAUAUGGGAAUCGAUGAAAACAAAGUAUGUUCUUGGAAUAUUUUAAAUGAAGAACUGAAGAAAUAUGGCAAAUUUGGACUUUUGGCGGCCGUGACUUCAAUACCUUUGUUAGUUAGUAAAAAAUGUGAUGUAUUGGAGAAGUUCGAGGAGAAGUACGCGGGGUAUGAGAGAAUCCCCCUGGAAGAACUUUGGAAACUAACUCCAAUUGAAUCUCAUGAACAGAAGAAAUGGUUAGUGAAUGUAGUACGAAUUUCAGUAGACUUAGGUUUGAUUUAAAUAAAUAAACUAUACACAGCAAAACUAAAAAUAUAUU
Messenger RNA from Plodia interpunctella (Indianmeal moth), 1328 nucleotides. RefSeq lists its product as uncharacterized. The coding region runs from base 50 to 1291 and encodes 413 amino acids. Lineage: Eukaryota; Metazoa; Arthropoda; Insecta; Lepidoptera; Pyralidae. The transcript has a single exon. The record is from RefSeq and is a predicted model, not a curated record.